CUGCUCUGCUCAGCCUCGUAGACUGAGCAAUAAAUUCAUUUGGAGUGAUUUCUCGUGUCAGCAACGCGUUUGCUGGUGCUGCUGCUGGGACGGAUUUUGCAAUCCGUGCAAUUCCUGUGUAGUGUGGUAGAACUCUAAACAGUGAUAGUGAAAACUUUUUUUUCCAAUCCUAAACCUAUUUUAAGCGCUUUUAGAAUUUAGUGCUAUUUAGAGGACCGAACAGAAAGAAAAAGUUCCAGUUUUCGUUACGGCCUUUAAAACGAGAGAGUUUGGGCACUUUUGCGUGUGACUGAUAACCUUCACGCGAGAAACGCUUUCCAAUACGCUAGGGAAAAACAGCGUUCUAGUAAUCGCUAGUAGUAGCACGUGUGCAACGGACACCUUCAAAGACUGUUGAAUAGUAAAAGCACAAAUAAAGAGCAGAUUUUAACCGGCACAAGAAUGCGCGUCGAAAUGAAUCUGGACAUCCAGGAGACGGGCUGCCUGCGGGACGACAUCGAUAGUCGCAUCGCGGAGUUCAAACAGGAUCCGGAAAAAAUGAGCGAACUAGGUGGGUUCGUAGACGAGGUGCUCAACGAGGCUCAGAAAAGCGCCGAAGAUAAGCUCCAAGAUAAGUCGGCGGAUGAUAGACCUAGGAAUGGUAAUAAACUUUUAAGUGGACUGAAACAGCACCGGGUCGUCACGCGAACACGUGGCAUCGUGCUAAGAAUAUUCGAAGCCAUUUGCAACUGCACCAACUCGGCAACACUACCCAGGCCUGCCGCGGGAGCUGCACCAACUAACGCUAAUGCUACCGCUUCGACAGAAUCCGGCAAAUAAGUCGUCGUCGUCGUCGUCUUCGUAAAAUGGUCACUUUUGAAUAAUGCAGGGCACUAUAAUAAACCCCGACCCCGACAGUAUAUAGGUAGCGCGUAGAUCUCGUAAUUUCAUAGCAACUUGCAGUCUAUGAAAAGUGUAAUAUCGUAAAACAUUUUGAACCCUAAAGCUCCACAAAAUUCCACAUGCAGUAACUGUUGGGUGUUGAACAUUGUAACGAAUUGUUAAAUGUGCAUCCCAAGUGUUUCUAUAAUAAUGAGAAACAUGAUACGUAUAAUGUGUAACAUUAAUAUCAAUCAAAAGUCCACCUACAAAGAAUCGUUUCAGAGGAAUCUUUACACAUUUCUAUUGUUUUGUUUGGACAACCUUUAAACAGAUCGCCAUUUUUGGCUUUUACAUAUUUACGUUUUAAUAAAGUGCUUAACCAUCUACACCUUUACAAAUGACUGGGAAAAAACGUAUACUCCGGCUAAACACAAUCAAAACGAUUCAAAAAUCUGGUUUCAAAGAACCCAUAAAAAAUGUCCAAUUCUACAGAUUAGAAAAUUUAGAAACAAUAAUUUUUCGAUCUUCCAAUGAGUUGUCUCGGUUAAUUUGUAAAACUAGAUUUCUUGACAAUCAAAAUUACAAAGCAAUAUCAAAUGUUUAUGAGUUUUACUAGAACAUGUUGCUCAUUUAUACUUCGUUCAAUGAAACCAAAUAGAGAUGUUUUGAUUCACUACAGCUGCAUCUGAUGUUGUCACUUCAAUUGAAAUUGUUUGUUAAUCUUCUUGCGAUAACAGCAAACGCAAGUCGGCUUAUUUAAUUGAUCUCAUGAUUGGAUAAUUUUUCGAAAACCUUAAAACAUGCACUAGAAUAACGUAAUUCCACCGACAAGAUUGGUAUGUUUUGCUCUUCAGAUGAAGUAAGCCUGGUUUCAGCUACAUACUCUUUGUUCAUUGUUAAUUAUCGUUGGCAUAUUAAGCGACUUGAACCACAAUGUGAGCGUUAUAUGUAGAUGUAUUAAUCGGUGCAAUAAAGAAUAAUACAAUUUCUGUACAAUGUAACU
Messenger RNA from Culex pipiens pallens (northern house mosquito), 1864 nucleotides. RefSeq lists its product as uncharacterized. The record is from RefSeq and is a predicted model, not a curated record. The coding region runs from base 442 to 819 and encodes 125 amino acids. The transcript has 4 exons. NCBI's taxonomy places the organism in Eukaryota, Metazoa, Arthropoda, Insecta, Diptera, Culicidae.